Messenger RNA from Medicago truncatula (barrel medic), 2176 nucleotides. RefSeq names its product MACPF domain-containing protein At4g24290. The transcript has 6 exons. NCBI's taxonomy places the organism in Eukaryota, Viridiplantae, Streptophyta, Magnoliopsida, Fabales, Fabaceae. Gene Ontology annotation, cellular component: plasma membrane. The record is from RefSeq and is a predicted model, not a curated record. Gene Ontology annotation, biological process: plant-type hypersensitive response; regulation of salicylic acid mediated signaling pathway. Bases 167 to 1837 code for a protein of 556 amino acids.
UAUGUAUGUUAUCCUGUUUCCUAGCUGCUUCCAACACUUUUCCAGCAAACAAGUCAAACUUCAUCUUUAAAUUUGCUUCAUAUUAAUUAUAAGUGUGCAAUGCAAUGCAAUGAUUCCAUCUGUGUAUGUAUUGUCUGCAUGUAGCAGUUGACAUUCAAGUAGAGUAAUGGCACAAUCACCAAGUGUUUCUGGUUUUGAAGCUGCCCAGAAAGCAAUAAACAUACUUGGGUUGGGUUUUGAUUUAACACAAGAUAUCAACUUUGACAACUGUAAGACUGGUUCACGGUUGAUCCUCAUCGAUAAAGAACAGUGCCGUCGUUUGGAGAUUCCGGGAGGGGUUUCAAUUCCAGAUGUUUCAAAUUCUAUCAGAUGUGUUGGAGGAGAAUCUAUUAGAAUCAAUUCAGAUGUUCUCUCCCUGCAACAGAUGUUACAACAUUUCAACCAUGAAAUGCGCCUGGAUGGAAAAACUGCAUCCGGUCACUUUUGUGCUUCAUUUGGGUUGCAUUUUCACGGUACAAAAGAAUUGGAUUCAAUCAUCCAUCUUGCUUAUGAUGGUUGGUUCAUCAAACGCUAUGCUGUUGAAUUAGAAAAGUAUCAUGGUCAACUCCAUGAUCAUGUCAAAGAAGUUGUGCCAUCAUUAUGGGACGCUGGGGCCUUGACAAGGUUCAUUGAACGUUUCGGAACUCAUGUCAUAGUUGGGGUGAGCAUGGGAGGAAAGGAUGUGCUAUACGUUAGACAAGAUGAUACAUCAAAUCACCAUGAUCCAGCUAGUAUUCAAAAACUUUUGACAGAAACAGCUAACAUGAAGUUUAUGGAUUCUGCAAAUAAUCAUUGCUUGGCUUCUCAAAACUUGAGUAACAAAAAAAAGAAUAUUUUUGAGAUACACAUUAGGAGGGGUGGAAGCAGUCAAAAUAUGAACCAUAGUGAAUGGUUGGAUACUAUUGACUCAGAACCUGACAUCAUAUCAAUGCAUCUUCUCCCUCUGACAACCCUUUUGUCAGGUAUCCCGGGAUAUGGAUUUGCUGCCCGUGCAAUAAACCUCUAUCUUCAAUACAAACCUCCAAUUGAAGAUCUCCUUCAAUUUUUAGAGUUUCAACUACCAAGAGUAUGGGCCCCUAUACAUGGCAAGAUACAUCUUGAUUAUAACUGGAAGCAUCAAGUGAACCAGUCCUCGCUACGAUUUAGUAUCUUGGGUCCUAAGCUUUACAUAAAUACAAAUCUAGUAGAUGUAGGCAUUAGGCCAGUAACUGGCCUUAGAUUACAAUUGGAAGGGAAAAGAAGCAACCGGUUGGCCAUUAAUCUGCAGCAUCUGGUUUCUCUACCCAAGUCCUUACCACUAGCAGACAAUGCACCUGCUUAUUCGUCUUGUGACUCGUAUAGCUGCAAGUACCACAAGAAACUGAAAUGGAACUGCUUUUCAUAUGUUUGUACUGCUCCGAUUGAAUCAGAUGAUAGUCUUUCCAUUGUCACAGGAGCUCAGUUACAAGUUGAAAAGAAAUGUCUCCUUUUACGGCUGCACUUUUCCAAAGUUAUUGGUGCUACCCUUCAGAAGCCACCUGAGUGGGACCAACCCUCCAAUCUUGGCAAGUCCAAAGAGGGAUAUAUGGAUUAUCCAAUUCCUGGUGAGGAGACUGUUCAUCCUCUUUUAUAUUCUGGUGCCCUCUCUAGACCAGUGCGAACACCUAAGCUUCAAAGGUAUGUGGACAGAAUGGAAAGGAUCAGGGGACCAAAAAACACUCCAGGAUAUUGGGCUGUGUCCGGAGCAAAGCUUUAUGUACACAAUGGAAAAAUAUAUCUCCUUGUUAAGUAUUCACUAUUGAGCUUUGGUACAGUCUGAGAUCAAAACUACUUAACAGUGCUUUAGUGAUCGGUUGGCCUCCUUUCGAUGUUUGUUGUGUGGCUCACUGCCUGAAGAGUUUGCUGGAUUUGGUGAUGCUUUACGCCUGAAGCUGUAAUAGUUUUUAUUGACACCCUUUAACAUGUGUACGAUUGAAUGUUUGACAGCCGUGUGGUAAAAACUAAGGUCGCGCGUAUCCUUAUUGGUACCCAUAAAAUUCUGCAUAUAAUUACUCGUUGUACUCAUUAAGGAGAUAGUUACCCCACAGUGAUAGUAAAUUACUCGUUGUACUCAUUCAGGAGAUAGUUACCCCACAGUGAUAGUUUUACACUUUUACUA